This is a messenger RNA of Trichomycterus rosablanca, 2271 nucleotides long. RefSeq names its product zinc finger protein 271-like. The transcript has 2 exons. Gene Ontology annotation, biological process: regulation of gene expression. Lineage: Eukaryota; Metazoa; Chordata; Actinopteri; Siluriformes; Trichomycteridae. Bases 1 to 1551 code for a protein of 516 amino acids. The record is from RefSeq and is a predicted model, not a curated record. Gene Ontology annotation, cellular component: nucleus.
AUGAUGAUGGCGUUGAAAGUUCCAGCAACAGCAGUGAAUCAUCUAGUGGAGACUCGAGUGAAUCCAGCACCGACGAUUCAUCAGAAUCUUCUGGCACGGAUACAAGCAGUGAAGACCCGACAUCUCUCACCAAACAACCCAACGAACAUCCGACUCAAGCAAGGAGCGGAACACAAGAAGUGGCGGAAGAAGACGCCGGAAAAGACUCUAAAGACAAGGUGUGGGAGGAGCUUCAGUACUCGGGGUGCUCUCAAAAUACACCAGCGCAUUCACACUGGAGAGAAACCAUAUCAGUGCUCACAGUGUGGGAGGAGUUUUAAUCGACAGAGUAAUCUCAAAAUACACCAGCGCAUUCACACUGGAGAGAAACCAUAUCAGUGCUCACAGUGUGAGAAGAGUUUUUAUACACAGAGUAAUCUCAAAAUACACCAGCGCAUUCACACUGGAGAGAAACCAUGUCAGUGCUCACAGUGUGAGAAGAGUUUUAAUACACAGAGUGAUCUAAAAAAACACCAGUGCAUUCACACUGGAGAGAAACCAUAUCAGUGCUCACAGUGUGGGAAGAGUUUUAAUCAACUGAGUCAUUUUAAAAGACACCAGCGCAUUCACACUGGAGAAAAACCGUAUCAGUGCUCACAGUGUGGGAAGAGUUUUAAUACACAGAGUGAUCUCAAAAUACACCAGCGCAUUCACACUGGAGAGAAACCAUAUCAGUGCUCACAGUGUGGGAAGAGUUUUAAUCGACAGAGUAAUCUCAAAAUACACCAGCGCAUUCACACUGGAGAGAAACCAUAUCAGUGCUCACAGUGUGAGAAGAGUUUUUAUACACAGAGUAAUCUCAAAAUACACCAGCGCAUUCACACUGGAGAGAAACCAUAUCAGUGCUCACAAUGUGAGAAGAGUUUUUAUACACAGAGUGAUCUCGAAAUACACCAGCGCAUUCACACUGGAGAGAACCCAUAUCAGUGCUCACAGUGUGGGAAGAGUUUCAGUACACAGAGUGAUCUAAAAAAACACCAGCGCAUUCACACUGGAGAGAAACCAUAUCAGUGCUCACAGUGUGGGAAGAGUUUUAAUCAUCAAAGUCCUCUCAAAAUACACCAGCGCAUUCACACUGGAGAGAAACCAUAUCAGUGCUUACAGUGUGGGAAGAGUUUUAAUCAACUGAGUCAUUUUAAAAGACACCAGCGCAUUCACACUGGAGAGAAACCAUAUCAGUGCUUACAGUGUGGAAAGAGUUUUAAUCAACUGAGUCAUUUUAAAAGACACCAGCGCAUUCACACUGGAGAAAAACCGUAUCAGUGCUCACAGUGUGGGAAGAGUUUUAAUGCACAGAGUGAUCUCAAAGUACACCAGCGCAUUCACACUGGAGAGAAACCGUAUCAGUGCUCACAGUGUGGAAAGAGUUUCAAUGGACAGAGUGAUCUGAAAAAACACCAGCGCAUUCACACUGGAGAGAAACCAUAUCAGUGCUCACAGUGUGGAAAGAGUUUUAAUCGACAAAGUGCUCUCAAAAUACACCAGCGCAUUCACACUGGAGAGAAACCAUAGCAUUGCUCUUAGUGUGGGAAGAGUUUUAUUACACAAAGUAAUCUUAAAACGUAUCUGAUUGUAAAAGUGAAAUCUUAAUAUCACUAACAUAAUAACAGAACAAAAUCUAAAUACUGAUUAUAUAGAUUAAACAGCUCUAAUACACAGAAAUCAAUACAUAUGUGAUUUAAACAUGCAGUACAAAUGUUCUUUAGCUUUGUGUUCAGGAUAUUGGUAUAACAUCAUUCUUAACACUAUAUCUCCAGUUUAACACAGUAUUAAAAUAGAAAUGAUACAUAACUGGUAGACUUACCCGGACAGUCUGUCUGAGGAUUUUAUUCAUAAACAUUACAACAUGUUGGAUUGUCUUUGCUAGAAAUCACUUAGUUCUUUUCCAAAUUGGAUAGAUCUGAGAUAAAGCAGACCCUAGGCAGGAGGGGGUUCUUUAAAUGCAUGAAGGCCUCAGCAUAAAAUUAUACAGAUAAAGAGAGAAAAAUAAAGAAUAAUUCAUGGAAUAGUCCAGUCCAGUUCUCAAACUGUGGUAUGCGUACCACUGGUGGUACGUGAAGCAGCAUGAGGUGGUACGCCAGAUAAUCUCGGAAAAGUAAUUACAUGCACCGAAAAAAUAAAUCAUUUAAUAAUUAUUAUUAAAAAAAAUAUGAAACUAAAUGUGUAAAUUACUAAUAAAAUCUGUUUCAAAGUUCUUAUAAUUCUAUUUUAAUAAAAUCAGUUGAAUUAAAA